UUCUGCGAUAACGGUGUGCUGGCGUGGACUGCGUGCUAGUAUCUUUUACCUCUUGCCACGUUCUGCUCUCUUGCUGCCAUCAAAGGCCUCAGGUGGCUGCAGCACGUCAUCUAGCAUUGUGACUUGCACUUGCCGCUGGAGUCGUAGGGUGGAUGGCAGGGAACUCCAGAAACCGAGAAAUGGACUCAGUGACCUUUGAGGAUGUGGCUGUGAACUUCACUUCGGAGGAGUGGGCUUUACUGGAUCCUUCACAGAAGAAACUCUAUAGAGCUGUGAUGCGGGAAACCUUCAGGAACCUGGCCUCGAUAGGUCUGAAUUUAGGGAAAAAAUGGGAAGAUCAUAACAUUGAAGAUAGGUACAAAACCCAUGGGAAAAAACUAAGAAGUCAUAUGGUAGAAAAACUUCAUGAAAGCAAAGAAGGUAGUCAGUGUGGAGAACCCAUCAGCCAGAUUCCAGAUCUUAAUCUGAACAAGAAAACUUCUUCUGGAGCAAAACCCUGUAAAUGUAGUAUAUGUGGAAAAGUUUUUGUGCGUCAUUCAUCCCUUAAUAGGCACAUCAGAUCUCACACUGGACACAAACCAUAUGAAUAUCAUGAAUGUGAAGAGAAGCCAUAUAAAUGUAAGGAAUGUGGGAAAGCCUUCAGUUACCGAAAAUCUGUUCACAGACAUGAAAGAACUCACACUGGAGAGAAACCCUAUGAAUGUAAGGAAUGUGGGAAAGCCUUCACAUGGCUCACAACCUUUCGAAGACACAUGAUAGCUCAUACUGGAGAUGCUCCUUACAAAUGUAAGGAAUGUGGGAAAGCUUUUAGCUGUUCCACUUCAUUUCGAGCGCAUGAAAGAACUCACACUGGAGAGAAACCCUAUGAAUGUAAACAGUGUGGUAAAUCCCUCAGAUCUCCUCUAGGUUUACAAAUACAUGAAAGAAAUCACACUGGAGAAAAACCCUAUGAAUGUAAGCAAUGUGGUAAAGCCCUCAGUUGUCCCAGUUCCUUUCGAAGACAUGAAAGGACUCACACUGCUGAGAAACAAUAUGAAUGUAAACAGUGUGAAAAAACCUUCAGUUCUCCCCUAGGUUUACGAAUACAUGAAAGAAUUCACACUGGGGAGAAACCCUAUGAAUGUAAGGAAUGUGGUAAAGCCUUCAUUUCUCUCUCAAGCAUUCGAACACACAUGAUAAUGCAUACAGGAGAUGGACCGUAUAAAUGUAAGCAAUGUGGGAAAGCAUUCAUUUGUCCCAGUUCUUUUCGAUCACAUGAAAGAACUCACACUGGAGAGAAGCCAUAUGAAUGUAAACAGUGUGGUAAAACCUUCAGUUGGCCCAGUUCCUUUCGAAUACAUGAGAGAACUCACACUGGAGAGAAGCCUUAUGAAUGUAUGGAAUGUGGGAAAGCCUUUAUUUAUCGUACAACCUUUCAAGGACACAUGAGAAAGCACACUGGAGAGAAACCCUAUAAAUGUAAAGAAUGUGGAAAAGCCUUCAUUUCUCCCUCAAGUGUUCGAACACACAUGAUAAUGCAUACUGGAGAUGGACGUUAUAAAUGUAAGGAAUGUGGGAAAGCAUUCAAUUUUCCCAGUUCAUUUCGAAUACAUGAAAGAACUCACACUGGAGAGAAGCCAUAUAAAUGUAAACAGUGUGGUAGAUCUUUCAGUUGUUAUACAUCUUUUCGAACACAUGAAAAAACUCAUACAGGAGAGAAACCCUAUGAAUGUAAAGAAUGUGGAAGAGCCUUCAUUUAUCGCACUACCUUUCGAGGACACGUGAGAAUGCACACUGGCGAGAAACCAUACAAAUGUAAAGACUGUGGGAAAGCUUUCAGUCGUCAUAAUUCUUUUAGAAGGCAUAAAAGAUCUCAUACUGAAUAAAAGCCUCCUGACUGUAAGCGGUGUGGAAAAGACAUCAGUUGGCCUUCAUCCUUAUGUAUGAAAACUCCCACUGGAAUUCAGUCCUAAGAAUAAAAAUAUGAGAAAGCCUGAUACAAAUUCAUCCAUGUAUAAUGUUCUAGAAAACUAUACUAUGAAUCAUUAUAAGUUAUAUAUUGUCUUUUUUAGUGCCUCAUUCUUAAGGUGGAUCUCUGAACUGUGUAUAUUACCUACUUCAUUCCAAAAGUGAAUACUGAGAUAAUGCUCUACACAAUACUACAAAGAUUAAUAGGUCUUUUUCCUUAAAUCAGUUAAUAGUAUUUUUCUCUUUCCAUUUUGGAGCUUGUUUGAUCUAUAGGUGAAUCGUGUAUUUCUAAUAUGCAGGUAGGUUUCAUUUUUUAUGUUUCGAUUGUUUUUUAAGGGGCAUACUGAUAAAUGAUAUUUGGGUAUUUGUUGGGAUUUUCCUACAGGCCUCCCGUGCCAGAUACUGGAUGUCUUUUACCAAUUACGUAUUCUAUCUUUUUUUUUUUCUAUGAGAAAAAUCUUUUUUGUAUUGGCCAGAAAACUCUCAUCCCAUUUUUUUUUACUAAGAAAGAAUGCAGAGCUUAUCAUAGGGUAUAGUCUCAUAUGAGUGACAGUUGGCCCUUGAACAAUGCAAAGAUUAGGGGCACUGACCUCCCACACAGUUGAAAGUCCAAAUAUAACAUACACAGAUUCCCAACCCUGGAGUUGACUUUUGGACUGUGUGGGUUGUUUGAACGGCUAUCAAUUGAAAAAAAAAUACAUGAAUAAGUGGACCUACCCACUUUGAACUCCCAGUGUUCAAGGGUCAACUGUAUUUACAUUUUUUGCCUUUUAUCCUUUAUCAUUGUUUCAGAUUAGGAUUUGAAUAGUAGACUUUGGGUUAAGACAGACCUGCUAUUAGACAAUAAAAUGGAGAAUUCUUCUAAAUUGUGUUUUGUCACCUGGGUAAUGUGACACCUAGAAUCUUCCACGGUUCCAUGUUAGAAACUCACCUAUAGCCUUGUGUGAGCUUUGAAAUGCAGAGGUACAGGAGACAUUAGUCUAGCUUUGGAGCCACCACAGAAGGAGGGAGGCAGAUGCACAGGAGUUUGGAAGACACCUGCUUCCAACCUGCUUUCUUGAUUCCUUGUUCUGCCAAUCAAAAGUAUCCUCAAAACCACAAUCAGCUGCCCGACUUCCAUUUUUUCAGAGGUGUAGACUUUCAUACAUAUCUUCAUAAAUUUCACACCCAAGAUCCAUCAUCAUUUGGACUUUACUCUGAUCUUCGGUGUAUCCACUAGGUAACUAAAUUUGCAUUUUAAUGGUUGGAGUAUCUUUUGAUGCUUAGACUUAUAUCUUUUCUAGAUUGUAUUCAUAUAAGGUCUGAUUUGUGUAGUAAACACUUUGUUCUAAUAAUACUGCUAGUGAACAUAUUUUCCUGAUUCCACUGUGACGGCUGCAGUGGUGCUGUCCAAAAGAACCAUGUUGGAGUUCGUUCCUCUGCUGCACUGUGUAAUGAUUUCUCUAACCCACUCCGUCUGUGUGAGAAUAAGCACCUUUCUCAUCAAGCAGAUUAUGGAUGUUUCCCAUUGCUCACAGCUGUACAUAAUUCUGCCGCACAUUUUCAAUUGUGUGUUUGUGAUUAAAAACAAUGUAUUUUUGUCAAACAAAAUUUUCUGUAGCUUAGAAAUAUUAACUGUUUUAUAUAAUUUGUAUGUAACAGUUAUUGUGACUUUCAUUUCCUGAGCACAUACAUUAAAAUAUCCUAUUAUAACUCUG
Molecule: messenger RNA, 3644 nt
Organism: Pteropus alecto (black flying fox)
Lineage: Eukaryota; Metazoa; Chordata; Mammalia; Chiroptera; Pteropodidae
Product: zinc finger protein 709-like
Exons: 4
Coding region: 153-1865 (570 amino acids)
Biological process (GO): regulation of transcription by RNA polymerase II
Cellular component (GO): nucleus
Molecular function (GO): RNA polymerase II cis-regulatory region sequence-specific DNA binding; DNA-binding transcription activator activity, RNA polymerase II-specific
Source: RefSeq, a predicted model, not a curated record